AUUAAAACUUGCUUAUAAUUGAGUUUCUAGAAAUUUUCUAUGUGUGUGAGUUAAUAAGUUGUAUUCAUUCUAGAAUUCAAUGGCGUGCCUAGUUUUUUAAUAUUGUAAGAGAUGCGUCUACAUGAAGUACACAGUUUUUUGUACUUUAUACUUACGCGCGGGACUCGUGCGGGAUUCACUGUACACUUACGCGCGGGAUUACGCUGCGAAAUUCAAAGAUUGAUAACAAUUGUUGUCGUUUUAUCAUUGUAAAUAAACGUGUCUUUGCCACACUAAACAAAAGAAUUAUCAAAGAAGUGUUGCAUCUUACUUAUUUUUAAAUAAUGUCGAAACGACGACGUGAAACGGAUACGAACGAGCAAUCAUUUCAAGGAGACGACGGUGCUGAUGAAGACACAACAAACCCAGUUGUUUUUGAGAAAUACGCUAAAACAGAUAUUUCCACUGAUGAAACGUUUGUUGAAUGCCAGGAUAACUCGAAGGAAAAUUCCGAGAUUUCAGUUUCAACGGAGCAACUUCUGCAAAUGGCAAAGUUGCAGUCAAAGAAAACUGAAAUCAUUAUGGACACAGAAGAGAAGGCGGAGAAGCCUGAAUUAAAAGCUCAGAAGUCACUGGAUGGAGAUGACAGUGCAAGCGACAGGGGCUCAGUUGCUGAGGAGACAAACAGCCAUCUUUUUCAGGAACUGCUUGAUGUAGUACUUAAAAUGAAGGACAACAAUGGUCGCAUGAUUUGUGAACUGUUUCUAAAACUACCGCCUAGACAACAAUAUCCAGAGUAUUUCAAGGUUAUCAAAGAGCCCAUUGAUCUUAAAAUGAUAUAUUCCAAUAUAAAAAAUAAUAGAUACACCUCGUUGGAUGACCUUGAAAAAGAUUUGAAUCUUCUUGCAAAAAAUGCACAUGCUUUUAAUGAGCCUGGAUCACAAGUUUAUAAGGAUGCGACUGCUAUUAAAAAGAUUGUUGCUGUAAAAAGAUUGGAAAUCGAGCACAUGCUAUCUGGUGCAAAAUCUAGCAAAAGAUUAAGAUCGAAAAGGUCGACGACGAAAAUGUGUCCGACCAUCAGCGCUUUGCUUUCUGAGUCGGACGAUGAGGAUGAAGAAUUAUUAAAUGAUGCCACUCAAUUAAUGGAAGAAGGAGAUGAAAAAGAAGAUGGCAAUGACGAACAAGAUGGUCCGUUUCUUUUGCUUUAUAAUUCCAUUCGUGCAUACGCUGACACCACUGGCCGUGUUUUGAGUGAAGCUUUCAUGAGAUUACCUUCAAAAAGAGCAUAUCCAGAUUAUUAUAAAAUAAUUAAAAAUCCUAUUGGGUUACUAAAAAUUGGAUCCAACGUUAAGAACAAUUAUUAUGAAAGCCUGAACGAUCUUGUUUUGGAAAUACAACAAUGUUUCGAAAAUGCCAAGACUUAUAACGAAACGGAUUCAAUGUUGUAUCAGGAUGCUGUCUUGCUUCAGGAUGUUUUAAAUAAAAAGAAACCAGAGUUUGAGAAAUUGUGUAUUGAAAAAGAUAUUCCUCUUAUAAAGCCUAUGAAAGAAAAACUUCCCCGGAGAAAUGACCCGAUGAACGUCGAAGACGAUGAGGCAAUCGUUGCCAAGGAUACUCCCGGGGGGAAGGGACGAAAAUUUGGUAAAAAACAAUCCGAGAUGGAUCUAUUGAAAAAACGUAUGAAGGAAAUGUAUGACGCGGUUGUUAAUUACCAGGACGAUUCUGGAAGAUUUUUGUCAGAACUAUUUUUAGAUCUUCCUUCAGCAGAAUUGUAUCCUGACUAUUAUAAAAUAAUCUCUGAGCCGACAUGCCUUCAUAUGAUCGAUAAAAACGUACGCGAAGGAAAGUAUCAAACAGAAAAUCAGUUUCUAUUGGAUUUUGAAAUAAUGUUCGAGAAUGCUAAACAUUACAAUGAAGUUAAAUCGCAAGUUCAUCAGGAUGCUUUAACGUUGGAUAAAGUUUUGAAAAAGAAAAGAAAAUCGCUUGGACGACCAGCAUUCAGUUCAGUGGAGAGUUCACCUUUACUCAGCUCAAGUGCAAAACAAUCUAGUACCGCUGCCAAACAAUCGACUCCAACUAAAUCUCGUUACCAUUCCCCCAAAGUGCCACAGGCCAUUACAUCAUCCGAUGUCAAGGAACUUUGCAAAGAACUUUAUAAUUCUGUUAAAGAUUACACAGACAGCACCGGACGUUAUCUUUGUGGAAUAUUUCAAAAACUUCCUCCAAAAGCGGAUUAUCCAGAUUAUUACGCGCUGAUCAAGCGUCCAAUAGACAUGAUGAAAAUCUCCAGUAAAGUUCACGCAGAACAAUAUGGCACUCUCGAAGAAUGUUUCCAAGAUUUUGUACUCAUGUUUGAUAACGCUUGCAAAUACAAUGAUCCCGAUUCUCAAGUCUACAAGGACUCGCUGGUGUUGUUGAGAGAGCUGUUUGCAACAAAACUUGAAUUAGUUGGUGACUACGAGCUUAAUGUUCCUGACGUCACAGAAAUAGUGCAGAAAAUGUUGGAAGAAGUUUAUAACGUUGUGAUAAAUCACAAGGAUGACGAUGGUCGUUGCUAUAGCGAUUCUUUAAUAAAGUUGGCAACAGUCAAACGACAAGAUCAUCCAGAGAAACGCGCUAUUUUAUCCCUGUCUACCAUAGGAAAGCUUGUUCAGAAGCGUUAUUAUAAACGAUUGGAUAAAUUUCAAGAUGAUUUAUUCGCGUUUUUUGAAAAUGCACGAACACAUCGCUUUGACUCUGAGAUUUACGACGAUGCAGUUGAACUUCAGUUGUUUUACGUACAACAACGUGAUCGAUUAUGCAAAGAUGGCGAACGUUUCGUGUCACCGGCUAUCUCACAAACAAAACGACAUCUUCAGCACGAACUUGACGAGGAGAGGAAACGAAAAAUGAGAAGCGAAAUAUCCAAUGUAGUGAAUGUACAUGCUGAAAAGACAAUGAAGGAUGAUUGUAAGCCGUUGUCUGAAGUGAAUGUGAAAGAUAUAGUUGUGACAAUUGGAGAUUUUGUUCAUGUGGAAGCUGCAGGAGAUCGUUUCAUAAUUUCUGUUGAAAAAAUUUGGUCAGACGUUCAAGAACAACAGUGGAUCUAUGGAACAUGGUUUUAUCGACCUAAACAAACUAUGUAUGAAAAAGGACGAAAAUUUAUUGAAAAGGAAGUCUUUCGAAGUGAUAGAAAAUCCGCUGUGCAAGUGGACAAGAUUCUGAGCCAAUGUCAUGUGAUGUAUGUGAGGAAUUAUUCGCGAAGUCGGCCACAUGACUUCGACGAUGACGACGUCUACGUUUGUGAGUGUGCGUAUAACUCGAGUUUACAUCUCUUCAAGAAGAUAAAGUCUUGGCCGGGGGGGCACGGCCAUACAAUGAGAUAUGUCCCUCGUGAUCAACCGUUGCUCCUCACGCGAGCUCCUGUUGAUCCAAUCGAUCCUGGUAUUGUAAUGAAGAACGAUGACGAAGAUUUGAUUACGUCAUUAAUGCAAGUUGUCGACGAGAAAAAGAAUAUACCUGUUGACGUACCCAACAACGAAAAUGCAGUUCAUUUUGAGCAAUUUAUCACGGAGACUGGGUGCUACAAACUUGGCGACACUGUAUUCUGUCUGUGUGAUGAGGGUUAUUCCAUCAUAGCGAGAAUAGACAAAAUCUGGACAGACAGAACGGGAGUGACAUAUUUCUGUGGGUCGUCGUUCAUCCCUCCAGAUGAUACCCAGCAUCUACCCACGCACAUGUUUUAUGACAAGGAAGUGUUUCACAUUGCCAUGGAAGAAGUACACAGAAUGUGUGAUAUUGAGGGAAAAUGCUUCGUGUUGCCAAUCAGGGAAUAUGUCAGAUAUCGAGCAACUGAUGUUCCUGAAGAGGACGUUUUUCUUUGCGAGUCCAGAUAUGAUGAGGACGACGGGGGACAUUAUAGGAAAUUGAAGGGCCUAAAGAGACCGACUUUAUCAACAAAUGUUUACGAGGAAGAAUUCUAUUUCUUUGAAGAACACUUGAAUCCUAAUAAGAGACCUUCGCCCUUACUUGUUAAAAAUUUGAGUGAUUUAAAUCGUGGAGAUCGUAUUGUUUCUCCAUCUUUGUCUGCUGAUGAUUCAGAAAGCGGAAAGUCGGCAAAGAAACGAUCGCGGGCUCAAUCUGGAUUUCUUUUGUACUCUGCGGAAAGACGUGGAGCCUUAAGAAAGCAAUACCCUGAUUACGGCUUCGGAGAUAUCAGUAGACUCGUUGGAACAGAGUGGAAGAACCUUAGCCCCAUGAAGAAAGAAGAAUGGGAAUCGCGUAGUAUCAACAACUCUAUAACUCGAUCUCAGUCUUCCAUCACUACUUCUUCACCUGCCGCGUCCAUCUAUCCCGUAAUGGUGUACGAAUGUCUCUGGGAAGGAUGUGAUUAUCAAUAUGAAGAUCUUAACGAGCUAAUGAUACAUCUCCUGGAAAGCGGAGGUCAUUUAGUCAAGUUGGAAGAUGGCACAUGUCCGUGUAAAUGGCGUGGCUGUGAAAAUGUGAAGAGAGGAAUGAGACCGUUCAACACUUUGACGAAACUCAUAAGACAUUGUCGUGAAGUACAUUUGAAAGCUCCCCCGAGGCGCGUGGAACUCCACGAACGUAGCAAGAAUUACUUUCCAAGAAAUCAGGCUGCCGUACAGCCCGAACAUCUCCCUCCUGAACCCGUAUCGAAAAAUCAGAAUGUGGUAACCGCUGCUACCAACCAGCAAGCUUUUAUUGGUGUCGUACCCUCACCAACGCCCAGUCAAGUUAUGGCGACUGGUGUAGUUGGUAUGAGCCCAGUAUUAUUAGAUCAACAAUUUGCCAACGUUUUGAGAAUGCCAGCACCUGUUAUCCCACAAAAUAUGAUGAAUGUAUCCAAUUCCGGUCAAGAAAGUCAAUUGGGAACACCUCAAAACAUUCCCAUCAGACCCACGGCUAUGAUCAGCGGUGCGGCUCAUGGUAAUCAAUUUGCACAGAUGUCUUCAUUGGCUUCAACAAGUAUGAUUCAACAACAGUUCGUGAACACGAUACAACCAUAUCCACAAGUAUAUCAGCAACAAGAUCCCUUAUUGACGCCUUUCACCUCAAAUAUCCCGUCGACUCUGUCUCCACAACAAAUUCAAUUGUCACAACAAAGAACUCAAGUUCCCGCACAGAAUUCAUCAUUUUCAAUGCAGAAAUCGCAACCUUUAGAUACGCAAACGACAGAGGAACAAAUGGCCCCAUUGUUUCAUAAUCCUCCACCUCGACAGCAAAAGCUUCGUCAUUCUGAUGCAUAUCUCAGAUAUAUUGAAGGUCUGCGUGAUGGAACGCCACAUUUGAGCAACUGGAACCCGAACAAACCCGAUGUAUCCAGGCUUACUCCCCAACAACAAUCGCAACUGCCAGCUCAAUGGCUGGGAUCUGCUUACUAUCCACAUUCAUCCACUGUGGAUGCCCUGUGGGCCCUCCGUAAGCACAUGUUGAACGACACGCUAAAACUAGCUAAAUUUUCGCAAAAUACGGCUGUCUAAGUAGGCAUUUCAGUGAAUAUGCUAGUUUGGUUUUUUGUAUUAUAGAUUGUUGAAAAACCA
This is a messenger RNA of Xenia sp. Carnegie-2017, 5519 nucleotides long. RefSeq names its product protein polybromo-1-like. The coding region runs from base 324 to 5459 and encodes 1711 amino acids. Gene Ontology annotation, cellular component: RSC-type complex. Gene Ontology annotation, molecular function: chromatin binding; protein binding. The record is from RefSeq and is a predicted model, not a curated record. The transcript is spliced from 45 exons. NCBI's taxonomy places the organism in Eukaryota, Metazoa, Cnidaria, Anthozoa, Malacalcyonacea, Xeniidae. Gene Ontology annotation, biological process: chromatin remodeling.